Molecule: messenger RNA, 3352 nt
Organism: Colias croceus (clouded yellow)
Lineage: Eukaryota; Metazoa; Arthropoda; Insecta; Lepidoptera; Pieridae
Gene: garnet
Product: AP-3 complex subunit delta
Exons: 19
Coding region: 111-3095 (994 amino acids)
Biological process (GO): synaptic vesicle budding from endosome; neurotransmitter receptor transport, postsynaptic endosome to lysosome; anterograde synaptic vesicle transport
Cellular component (GO): AP-3 adaptor complex; endosome membrane; membrane coat
Source: RefSeq, a predicted model, not a curated record
UCUAAUUAUUCUUUUUGACACCAUCUACAAUUCAUGCAAUUCUGAAUUCUGAAAUCGUUUUAUUUAUUUUAAGAAUAAAAAAGUGAUGAUCAGAAAAGAAAAUUUUCAACAUGGCUUUAAAAAAGGUUAAGGGUAACUUUGAGAGAAUGUUUGAUAAAAAUCUUACCGAUUUAGUGCGUGGGAUAAGAAAUAACAAAGAUAAUGAGGCAAAAUAUAUAGCGCAAUGUAUGGAAGAAAUCAAAGUGGAAUUGCGGCAAGAUAACAUUGGGGUGAAAGCUAAUGCCGUCGCUAAGUUAACAUAUCUACAAAUGCUAGGAUAUGAUAUAUCUUGGGCAAUAUUUAACAUAAUAGAAGUGAUGAGUUCAAAUAAAUUUACUUUUAAAAGAAUUGGAUACUUAGCCGCAAGUCAAUCAUUCCAUGCUGAUUCAGAAUUGCUUAUGUUAACAACUAAUAUGAUAAGGAAAGAUCUUAACGCACAGAAUCAAUAUGAAGCUGGGCUUGCAUUGAGUGGACUUAGUUGUUUUAUAUCACACGAUUUGGCAAGGGACUUAGCAAAUGAUAUUAUGACAUUGAUGAGUUCAACAAAACCAUACCUUAGAAUGAAAGCAGUACUGAUGAUGUACAAGGUAUUUUUAAGAUAUCCAGAUGCACUGAGGCCAGCAUUUCCUAAACUAAAAGAGAAAUUAGAAGAUCCAGAUCCUGGUGUACAAUCAGCAGCAGUCAAUGUAGUGUGUGAAUUAGCAAGAAAAAAUCCAAAAAAUUAUUUAUCCUUAGCGCCUGUGUUCUUUAAACUUAUGACUACAUCUACAAAUAAUUGGAUGUUGAUAAAAAUAAUCAAACUGUUUGGUGCCUUAACCCCAUUAGAGCCUCGACUUGGCAAGAAACUGAUAGAACCAUUAACUAAUUUAAUACAUAGUACAUCGGCGAUGUCGUUGCUGUACGAGUGUAUAAACACGGUGAUCGCUGUGCUGAUCAGCAUCAGCAGCGGGAUGCCGGGCCACGCCGCCUCCGUGCAACUCUGUGUUCAGAAACUAAGAAUACUCAUAGAGGAUAGUGAUCAGAACUUAAAAUAUUUGGGUCUACUGGCCAUGUCUCGGAUACUCAAAUCUCACCCGAAGUCUGUACAAGCACACAAGGACUUAGUACUCGCUUGCCUCGACGAUAAAGAUGAAUCCAUAAGAUUAAGAGCAUUAGGACUUCUAUAUGGCAUGGUAUCGAAAAAGAACUUGAUGGAGAUAGUGAAAAAGCUGAUGGUGCACAUGGAGCGCGCGGAGGGCACGCUGUACCGAGACGAGCUGCUCACGCGCAUGAUCGAGAUCUGCGCGCAGAACAGCUACCAGCAUGUGGUCGACUUCGAGUGGUACAUCACCGUGCUCGCUGAGCUCACCGAGAUGGAGACCAGCGCUAAGCAUGGGUGCAUGAUAGCCGCGCAGCUGACGGAGGUGGGCGCGCGCGUGGCGGACGUGCGGCAGUUCGCGGCGCGCGAGUGCAGCGCGCUGUGCGCGCGCGCGGCCGCCGCGCCGCCCGGCCCCGCCUCGCGCGAGGUGCUGUACGCCGCUGCGUACGUGCUGUCCGAGUAUUGCACGGAGGAGUCAGUGAUGCGCGACUCCAUCCCGGCGGUGUUAGUAUGCGCACGUGCGCACGCGCACGGGUCGGGCGGCAUGCGCGCGCGGGCCGUGUGCGUGCACGCCGCGCUCAAGCUGCUGGCCAAGCUGCUGCUGCUGUACGAGCAGAGCGGGCGACGGGAGGAGGCGGUUAACAUUAUCCAAGAGACGCUAUCCGGUCUCAAGCCGCUACUCUGCAGCGAGGACAUGGAAGUCCAGGAGCGAGCUCACAACGCGACAGCAUUACUGUCGCUAGUACUAGCGCGAAUUGAUCCGGAUAGUUGCUUGCCCGAUAUCACUGUGAAGGACGCAGUUGUUACUGACACGCUCGUGCAGCAUGAGAGCAAUGGAAUAGAUGAAGAGGCCACUGUUGAAGAAUUACUCAAUGGCGAGAAGGCAUCGAGCAACUUUAGCGGCGGUAUGAUUGAGGAGUUGGCGAGCUUGUUCGAAGGCGAGCUGAAACCUGUCGCGCCUAAAGCGCAGAAGAAAGUGCCCAUGCCUGCCGAGCUGGAUCUCGAGCAGUGGCUGGCCCACUCGCGCUGGUCGUCGGAGAGCUCGAGCUCGGAGGACGAGGGCGCUGCGCUGUUCGCCGCGCCGCAGCCCGACGCGCGCCCCGUCACGCACCUCACGCCCGACGAGCUGCUCAUGCUCCGGGAAGCACGCAAGCAAGAACAAGCGAAUAACCCGCAUUAUCUUAAAGACGACUCGCCGCGCUCCUACCAGCAGGAUGACAUUCCCAUUGCGGAGAUUGCUCUGGAGGUGCCCUUACAAAUACAAUCAAAGAGAUCUGAUAAGUACUUAAUAUCGAGAGAAAGCUCCAAGAAGGCGAAGAAAGAGAAGCGGCCGUCGAAGAAACGGAAGAGCAAGACUGAAAGACAUUCCACUGAAUCUGAUAGCGAUGAGGGUUGGGAGUCCCGCACGCCGCGGCGUCCCGCGGUGGAGACGGGCGGCGAGCUGCCCGAGGGCGCGGCGCCGUCGGACGACGAGCCGCCGCCGCGCGACGACCCGCACCGCGCGCUGGACCUCGACCUCGACGUACCUCUACGUGAGGAGGAAAUGCUAGUGACCAGGGUAAAGCAGUACCCACAACCAGGAGGCGAAUUACUAGAAAGCGAUCUAAAGAAGAAAGACAAGAAAAAGAAGUCUUCCGACAAAAAAUCCACCGAAAAAACUACCAAGAAGAAGAAGUCUAAGUCGUCGAAACAUGACAAGGAGGAGAAUCUAAUUAUUCCAGAACUGAACACAAACAAUGCAACAGAGGAUUUACUUAUAAAUAGUAAUUUAAGUGACACAAAUGACGUCAAUAGCGGUGCCGCAGACAUAGAGCCGGAAAAACAGGUGAAAAAUAAGACUGAAAAACAUAAGAAGUCUAAGAAAGACGCGAAGGACAAGGAUUCAAAGAAAAAGAAAUCGAAGAAAGAUAAACACGAAACAAAAUUAGGGUAUGAGGAAGCGUUGGGGAUUUCUACGCCCAGUAAAGAAGUUAUAUAGUGCUUAGCAUAAUAUAAAGUACCUUUGAAUCCAUGUCACAUGCUGUCUCAGUGCAAUUGUUUAUUUGAACAAUUAGGUGUAUAAUUUCAUAUAUUUUAUAAGAAUUAUUUUAAUUCAUCUUAAAGGAAAAGUCCACUAAACGUAUAUUGAUAUAAAUGUUUAGACUUAUAUGUAUAAUCAUGUACAGUUAUGAAAGAUUAAUAAGAUUUAUUAAAAGCGAUUCGUUUACUUUUAAAUAAAGCUAAUUUCUUCAUGUU